Molecule: messenger RNA, 2563 nt
Organism: Harpegnathos saltator (Jerdon's jumping ant)
Lineage: Eukaryota; Metazoa; Arthropoda; Insecta; Hymenoptera; Formicidae
Exons: 4
Coding region: 207-1313 (368 amino acids)
Molecular function (GO): sequence-specific DNA binding
Source: RefSeq, a predicted model, not a curated record
CCUAAAUAUAAGAGACUGGUCAACGUUCUAGUUCUAAUUCUAGUUGGAUGAAAAAUGGCGGACGCAGGUUGCAUUCCAUUUAACGCUUGCAAUGGUCGCAGCGUUACUAACCAAACGACGAGCGAUGCGUAACAUAUCGCGAUGCGUAACGUAUAUAAAUAUUAUUGCAGUAAUUAUAAAUAAGUAAUAUGUAAUAUAUAGAGAUAAUGACGGGUUGUAGCAUAUUGGGGUGUAAAAACAGAACCGAAGGCGGAUUUAUAUUAAUUGGUUUUCCAACAGAUCCGCAAAGAAAAAUGUUAUGGUUACAGUCCAUUGGAAGAGAAAAGUGGCAACCAAAUAAGUCAUGUAUUUGUGAAAUCCAUUUUGCUCCAAAUAUGUGGGAGAAACCUCGACAAGAUGGUACGAAAAAAUUGAGAAGAGAUGCCAUACCAACUAUUUUUCCUAUUUAUGAAAAACAGUUACCUGAAACAACUAAUAUAUUUCUCGAUGAACAUGAAUUACAAGUACAGAAAUUACGAACCACUGAAGGCGACAAUGAACACAUUGAAAAAUCCAUAAGCAUUGAUACAGAUAACAGUCAAUUUGAAGAUAAUUCUGUAUUGUUUUCUGGCAGUUUUCAAUCAUAUGAUCAACUGAAUGAUUCAGCAACAUCAUCAUGUAAUACAACAGCGUUUACAUUGGAGCGUGCUGUUGAAGAAAUACAUUUGUUACAACAGAAACUAGAAGAUAGAGGUAUACAGGUAAAAGAAGCAAACGAAAAAUUUACGAAAUUACAAAAAGAUCAUGAUAAGUUGAAACACUCGAACAAAAUUCUCAUGAAUCGUGUUAAAAAAUUCAGAAGCACGCAUAAACUGCGACUAGAAAAAACGAUUCUACAUAAAGUGUUUAACGAUAAUCAAAUUCGAUGGUUACAAUCAGAUUCUAGUAAGCGACGCAUUAGUAGUUGGUCAAAGGAAACUAUUAAGAAAGCUCUUCGCAUAAAAGCUUGUUGUACCAGUAGUGGUUAUGCGCAGUUGAUUAAAGAAAAUAUUCCGUUACCUUCACUGCGUACCUUAAGAAGAUCUGUUGAAGGUUUGGAUUUUUCCUCUGGAAUAUUAGGCAACGUUUUUGACGCUAUGAAGGAAACAAUUAGACAGUUUACAGACUACAGACAUUACGAUUGCAUGCUUGGCCUUGAUGAAGUAGCUAUAACACCCGGUGAACAAUUUGAUUCUUGUACAAAUUCACUUAUAGGAAAUUCUACUAUUCCUAACAGUCGUGGUAAUUCCUGCACAAUUCAAUUUGUAACAAUAUAUAGGGUAAAUGAUAAUUGAUAAUUGAUAAUUGAUCAUUUGGUUUCAUUAGCUACUUCACACACUUUUAAGGAGAAAACACUACAGCUACGCAUGGCUUGGUAUUUAUGCUUGCUGGCAUAUUUCAUCGGUGGAAGCAAGUGGUAGCAUAUGAAUAUACUCCUGGUGGCUUUAAUAGUGCACGUUUAAAACCUAUUAUAGAAAUAAUCAUUAAAAAGGCUGAAUCAAUAGGUCUUCGAGUACACAGUAUUACAUCCGAUAUGGGAAGUACUAAUCAAGCUAUGUGGAGAGCUUUCAAUGUUGGUUUGCAUAGACAUUCUACAAUACGAAAUUCUGUACCUCAUCCAAUGAAUAAUACUCGAAAGUUAUAUUUUUUUGCUGAUAGCCCACACCUUUUAAAAAAUCUCAGAGCCGCUAUUAUUAAUAAUAAACUGAUAGCAUUGCCAGACAAAUUUGUUCAAACUCAUAAACUAUCAUCGUGCGUUGUUAAAUUUUCGCAUUUGGAAGAGUUGGUACAAGAACAAGAAAAUUUAGAUAUCAAAUUAGCUCCUAAAUUAAACAAAGAAGUCAUUAUUCUAACGCGAUUUAACAAAAUGAGAGUAAACAAAGCACAUAAUAUGUUGAGUACACACGUAAGUAAUGCUUUGGAUUAUCUAAGUGAAGAACGUCAUAAAAAUGAAUAUUUAACUACAGCGAGAUUUAUUGAAAUUGUUUCCAAAUGGUUUGCUCUGAUUACUACGCACGAUGAAAUACUUGCUUUAAGAAAGAAACCUGGAAAUGAGAAAUCAGAAGAAACAUAUACACAAACCAUAGCAUUUUUGAAAUCAUAUAUUGAUUUAUUUUGCGAAAUGAAAGUAGGAAACCAAGGUGUAUUCAAACCCGUACAAACUGGCCUUAUUAUAACAACCAAAUCUUAUAUCGAAGUAGCUGAGUAUUUAAUUAAAGAACGCCAUUAUUUAUACGUAAUAGGAGCUCGUUUUUCUAACGAUUUUGUUGAAAAUCUCUUUUCAAAUAUUAGGAAAAAAUUUUCCACACCGAACGCACUGCAGUUUAAACAAAGUUUAAAAAUAUUCACUGUUUCUCAGUAUUUGCAAAACCUAUCAAACACUAAUUAUAAACAAGAUAGUGGUGAUUUGUUGGCUGACUUUUUAAAACGUCCUAUGCGACAACGUGUAAAUAAAGAAUGUACACAAAUGCUUGUAAUUCCACCUGAAAUUGAAACCAAAAUAAUGAAAUUAGAUAAUCUGGAAUUAAAUUCAUUAUAUUAUGUA